GAGUUAAAAAAAGAAAAACCAAACCCAGAAGAAGUGAGUUGUGAGGGAGAAGAAAAAUAGAUCUCACACGGCGUGAGUGUUGGUGCGAGAGCUCUGCUCAUUGCUCAACUCCACCCUCAGACUCAGACUCAGACUCAGACUCGGAGGCCACCAUACCAACCAUCCCCCACUUUCUCUCUCUAAAACCAGCUACCAGCAAUGGCCUCUGCCCCCACGCUCCCCAUCUCCAACCCCCAAUCUGAAUCCCAGCCUCCCAUCGCCACCCCCGCCUUCCGCGCCUUCUUGUCCCGCCUCAACGCCACCGUCCGCCACGGCCUCUCCCAGCGCCGCCCUUGGUUGGAGCUCGUCGACCGCUCCUCCUUCUCUCGUCCCGACUCACUCUCUGAAGCCGCCUCCCGCAUCCGCAAGAACUUUUCUUUCUUCCGCGUCAACUACCUCUCCCUCCUCGCCCUCUCUCUCGCUCUCUCUCUCCUCUCGCACCCCUUCUCCCUCCUCGUCUUGUUAUCCCUCCUCGCUGCCUGGAUAUUUCUCUACUUGUUCCGUCCUUCGGAUCAGCCUGUUGUGAUUGCGGGACGCACGUUCUCGGAUCGGGAGACUUUGGGGAUUUUGGUGGUGUCUACUAUAGUUGUGGUGUUCCUCACCAGUGUCGGAUCUGUGCUCAUCUCCGCUUUGCUUGUCGGCCUGGCUGUGGUUUGCGCGCAUGGGGCCUUCCGGAUGCCUGAGGAUUUGUUUUUGGAUGAUCAGGAGCCAGCUAAUUCUGGGUUUCUAUCGUUCCUAGGUGGCGCCGCUUCCUCCGCCGCGGCGGCGGCUGCGCCUGUUGUUGCCACGCGCGUGUGAGUUGGAUCUGGCCUCGUCUUAUAGUCUUUUGUGGAUAUCAACCCCAGAAGAUACAAGUUCUAGGGCAUGACAGAUCUGAAUGUUUAACAUGCAUCUCUGUGUGUCUAGGAUGGUUGAUGGCCAUGAAGAGUUUUCACAUGGGCUGGGCCACUGGUUACUCCAAGUAUAGCAUGCAGAAGCAUGUGAUUUAGUAGGUUAGAUGAAACCAGGUUUUUGGUUCAAAAAUUUCCUUCUUGCUUUUAUUCUUAGGCAAAAGGGUAAAAGGGAAAAGAGGAUCAGAAGAAUGAGAGGGUCAUCAGGUACAGGAGACGAAUUCAUUGGCUUUAGUUGGCAAAAUUCAGAGUGUGAGUUGGUAUUGUGAUUGUGAUGUGCAUGAUCGAUGAAUUAGAGCCAGUUUUAUUGCUGCCCUCCAACAUCAAUGGGGAAGGUCUCUAGAUUGGUCUUAUAGAAUGUGAUAUUUUUCUCUGCUAUAGUGAUCGAUUUUCCUAUGGUGGGCUGCACUAGUGACGGGGUGAACCGGCCCAGGUUGGGACUCAUACUAUACAAAGGCGUUGUAGACAGGUUAGAGAAGUGUUCAGGGGCAUUUCCGGUGUAUUUUGUCUCGCAAAUUGAUUUAAUGGAUUCAAAGCUAUCAUGCUGCAAGCAAUCUAAGAUGAUGAGAUGCAGGAUCUA
This is a messenger RNA of Sesamum indicum (sesame), 1509 nucleotides long. RefSeq names its product prenylated RAB acceptor 1.B3 (gene PRA1.B3). Gene Ontology annotation, cellular component: Golgi apparatus; endoplasmic reticulum. NCBI's taxonomy places the organism in Eukaryota, Viridiplantae, Streptophyta, Magnoliopsida, Lamiales, Pedaliaceae. Gene Ontology annotation, biological process: vesicle-mediated transport. The record is from RefSeq and is a predicted model, not a curated record.